CAGCUCAACAACAUUAACUAUAACAUCGAACGUCUUUUAGAUAGACGGGAGUAGCACAUACGUAAAAAACAAUAAUGCUUUAAUUAAUGAAGUGUUAUUUUGCAGGUGCAACAUUGGACAUUCGGUAACAAAGAUGAACUUCAAAGUUUUAUUUCAUCUUAUAUCAAGGAGGUUAUACAGAUUAGAACUUGCCAGCAAUUAGAAAAUAGUUGCCGCGUCUCUCUCUCUCUCUCUCUCUCUCUCUCUCGCUCUCUCUCUCUCUCUCUCUCUCUCUCUCUCUCUCUCUCUCUCUCUCUCUCUCUCUCUCUCUCUCUCUCUCUCACCUUUAUAGCAGUUUCACUGAUAUAUCCAGGCAGGUCAUUUGAUAGCGUGCUUAAAGGAUCCUUGCUUCUAGUAUGUAAGUACUUACCAUGGUUAUUGUACAAAGUAACAAUGACAUAUAGCAUAUGGCUGAAUGGUAAAAGUAGCCUUUGAUAAGACCUUUUGAGAUGACCGGGAUAAAACAAUGCCGCAGUGUCGCACCCACUAAUUGUUCACCCCACUCAAAUAUAACUUCUGUGGAUAGCCUCGGUAUAACAUAUAUCAUGUUGAGCCCGCCGUAACAAAUAUGUACUUUAUAUUUCAGUUUGAGUCAUCUGAGGGCCACGCCUACAUUUUGCUGUUGUACAGUCUUGUGCUGACACGAGGAAUCAAUAGGGUCUCUGAUGACCUCGGUGAGGCACAGCCGUCACUGCUGACCUCCGGUGGACUGGUGAGCCACAGCCUCACCAGUCUGGUUCUGACCGGCCAGGCGUCACCUCACCUGCACAACGGCAUCGUAUGGCGGCAGCUCGAGGCAGGAGCCAAGGUGGCCCUGCACGGCGUGCCGGAGCGCAGUGACGUGGGCUUCCUGCUGUGGGAGGAAGCGGCUGCCGACCUGCUGAGGACAGAGGUCGGCUCCCGGCUGAAGACGCCGCUGCUGCCCAUCUGGCUGACCUGCUGCCACGGACAGUACGGCGUCAUCUUCCACCUGAACAGAGAGCUGACCAGGGACUACAGGGCGGAGCAUAGAUUCGACCUGCACUACUACACCGGUGACGAGGCGCACCUGGAGCGUCCCACGCUGAUCGCCGUGGAUACCAAGUCCCGUCCUCUACCCGGCCCCCGGAGAGAGGAUGGGGAGGAGGAGGAGCAGCUACCGCCUCUCAACGAGCUCAUACUCUCCAAGUGGCCAGAGGCCUCCAUCGACUGGAGAGGCACCGAGCCAUAUCUGUAGAAUGCGCGUCGGGCUCACACGCCGAGACCGUGUGCCGUGGUGGGCACUGGGUGGACCUCCGGCUGAUACAGCGAAACAGGCCGCCCCUCGCAGCGAGCUUUCUGAUAAUGACUUUGGUGUAAAUGUGAUGUGAAGGACUUGACGGGUCCGAUUUCCGCUGGACGGAUUUGUAAAAUAUUUUCCCGGCAUGGUCCCGGCAUUGAAUAUUGUCCCGGUGUUUGUCACCUACAUUUAGCGAGCGUCGCUAUCAACCGUUUACGGGCACCUAUGGAAGAAGACAAUAGCCGUUUUCACGACGGGCUAUCCGGCGAGUGCACCUGAUUUGACCAAAUCUGCACCUAAUUUCUUUUACAGCAAAUAUCUUUAUUUUAUAAAUUUAUUUCAGUGUUUUAAUCGAUGAUACUCUCUGAUAAUAUGAUAAAGCAGGCAUAUAGCAAAUAGUGCAACCCUAGCUGAUAGCUACUAAGAGACACACUGAACCUGAUUUGACCAAAUCUGCACCUGUCUUUACCAGAUGUGCACCAAAUGUGUACCAAAUGGCCGUCGUGAAAACGGCUAAUGUGUCAGUUGUCACCUUAAUGCUUUUCUUUCAUGACACUAUUGUACAAUUAUAUUUCAUUCAUUUCAUUCAUUUCAUUCAUUUCAUUCAUUUCAUUCAUUUCAUUGCAUCAAUGCAUUCAUUCAUUUCAUUCAUUUCAUUCAUUUCAUUCAUUUCAUUCAUUUCAUUCAUUUCAUUCAUUUCAUUCAUUUCAUUCAUUUCAUUCAUUUCAUUGCAUCAAUGCAUUCAUUCAUUUCAUUCAUUUCAUUCAUUUCAUUCAUUUCAUUCAUUUCAUUGCAUUUGGUUAGUGAUAAGACUGAAUGUCAGUUGUCUAGCCUCCAUAAACGGACUGACUCGGCUCUAGCAGCGCUUAUCGUAAUGUGCUUAUAUUGCUGCCGUUGUACUUCAGUUGUGCGGUAGAUGUAGAGCAAACUAGUGUCAUUUAGUUCGUACAUACGGGCCCCUAAAUAUCCGACAGAGAAUCGCUGAAACUUUCCCUGGCGUUAUGGGAAGUUGGAGAAGUUAUAAUGGCGUGUUGUACAUACAUGGGCAGUUUGUAUGUAUGUUUGUAUUUACCCAUCUCCUGCAUUUGUUUUUGUAUUUUGCUGAUGCGUUACUGUCAUCUGCCAUUUUCAAACCAUAACUUUUGACUUGUGGGCAUUACAAGCUGCUUAUGAUAAAAGAAAUCGAGCAGUUAACUUAUUGGGUAAUAUUUAUAUUAGUGGCAAAAUGAGAAACCUAAGCACUUGUAUGUAGGCAGAAACGUUCAAGAGACGAUGCUUUUAUAAUGAACAUUUGCCGCAAGGAACUGAACACAAAUAGCCUGUGUAGACAAUUAUAGUGACAUAUUGCUACUGUGGCAAAGCUAAAAGAUUCGGCAUGUGCGGUCGUUGUAAAUGUGAUACAUGUAUUUAGAACAAUAUACAGCAAAUGCAAAAA
Amphibalanus amphitrite is the source of this 2732-nucleotide messenger RNA. Its product is annotated as inactive ubiquitin carboxyl-terminal hydrolase MINDY-4B-like. The record is from RefSeq and is a predicted model, not a curated record. The coding region runs from base 608 to 1255 and encodes 215 amino acids. Gene Ontology annotation, biological process: protein K48-linked deubiquitination. The transcript is spliced from 5 exons. Lineage: Eukaryota; Metazoa; Arthropoda; Thecostraca; Balanomorpha; Balanidae. Gene Ontology annotation, molecular function: cysteine-type deubiquitinase activity; K48-linked deubiquitinase activity.